AAUCAGUAUUCUUCUCAUGAGCUCGUAGCGCGGAUCGGCGGAGAUUACUAUCCGUACUCUCUAACGAGAACGGUCCUCGAGCGGGGAAGACGAAGACCGAAGACCAAACAGCUCAGUCGACGAGGAGACGCCGCGUUGCGAGGAUCAACAGGUGCGAGCAAACGCCCGUCACUUGAGAAGCAUGGGGAACAUUUACGUCUGCAGCCUGCUCGUCGCACUCGCCAUGCUGCUCGUUACAGUGCAAUGCGGCGACAUAAUGCGCAAGAGCAUCGUCUUCGAUAAGAAUACCCCGGACGUAUUUUACUGUCCGCAACACAAGCCUAUUGGUUUCGAGAAAAUGCUCGUCAAGGCGAGACCGCUUUCCAGGCUCUGCCAGUUUGAGGGCCGACCGAUACCUGAGGAUUACAAGAGCGACUGUUACAAUGAUGUAGAUGAGACCGAGUACGCUUGCAAGGAGAAGUACAGAAUCAUGAAGCGAUUCAAUAAUCCAGAUGGGAAUGCGAGAGUCAUUGACGCCGAGAAGUAGAGAAUAGGAAUGAUGCUGCACGACCGCAAUAUCCACGCAC
Cyphomyrmex costatus is the source of this 566-nucleotide messenger RNA. RefSeq lists its product as uncharacterized. NCBI's taxonomy places the organism in Eukaryota, Metazoa, Arthropoda, Insecta, Hymenoptera, Formicidae. The record is from RefSeq and is a predicted model, not a curated record. The transcript has 4 exons. Bases 182 to 526 code for a protein of 114 amino acids.